Microplitis demolitor is the source of this 1523-nucleotide messenger RNA. RefSeq names its product protein O-glucosyltransferase 2. The record is from RefSeq and is a predicted model, not a curated record. NCBI's taxonomy places the organism in Eukaryota, Metazoa, Arthropoda, Insecta, Hymenoptera, Braconidae. Gene Ontology annotation, molecular function: glucosyltransferase activity. Gene Ontology annotation, cellular component: endomembrane system. The transcript has 7 exons. Bases 15 to 1523 code for a protein of 502 amino acids.
AUAUAGGUUAUAAAAUGUAUAAACAAAUAUUUUUGACAAUAAUUAGCUGUAUCAGUGUAUUAUCAGUUGAUGUUGAUCCUUCAAAGACAGUAUUAUGGGGCCCAGGAUUAAAUCCUGGGAAAAUAACAAUGCGUGCCCGGUAUUUUUUCUUACAAUUAAUUGAUUCCAGUGGCGAAAACUGGACGAAAUCUCCAGGAGAUUCAAUUGUCCAGGUAAAAGUUACUGGUCAGACUAAAAAUAAUCAUGGAUGUAGAAUUUGGAGCCAAGUACUAGACUGUAAUGACGGGAGUUUUAUAAUUAGAUAUAGAAUUUUUGAAACUUGUUACAAUUUAAAUAUUAAAGUUGUUGUUAAAAAUGAAAUUUUGUCUGCGGGUUCGCUAACUGAGAAAGGUCCAGUUUAUCCAGAGGAAUGUCAUUGUCCUGACCAAUCAGUUGAUGGCUGGUUAAAAAAUAAUGAAUGCGCUGAAGAAUAUCCUCAAGUUACUGAAGACCUGAAAAUAUUCCCAUCAAUUAAUUUUGAUGAGUUGAGAAAUGAUUUAAUUAAAGAAUAUCAUAAGCCGCACAGCCAUAGCUUCUGUCAUUAUGUAAUUAAAAACAAUAGGAUUUACAGGAAAUGCUACGGGCAACAUGUGGGAUUCAAAAUGUUUUCGGAUUCGAUUUUACUGUCGCUUUCAAAUAAAGUGAGACUGCCAGAUGUUGAAUUUUUUAUGAACCUGGGGGACUGGCCGUUGAUUUCGAAAAUUAAAAAGGCGUAUCCGAUGUUUUCUUGGUGUGGAUCUGAGGAAACGAAUGAUAUUGUUCUGCCGACUUAUGAUAUUUCUGAAUCUUCGAUAGAAAAUAUGGGAAGAGUCAUGUUGGAUAUGCUAUCAGUUCAAGGAAAGAUUAAAACUCCUUGGGAUCAAAAAAUAGAAAAAGUUUUUUGGCGUGGUCGUGAUUCUAGAAGAGAACGUUUAGAUUUAAUUGAUAUUGCGAAAAAAAAUCCAGAACUUUUCAAUGUUUCGAUAACGAAUUUCUUUUUUUUUAAAGAUGAAAUUGAUAAAUAUGGACCUGGUGAAAAACAUAUUUCGUUUUUUGAUUUUUUUAACUAUAAAUAUCAAUUAAAUAUCGAUGGAACUGUCGCAGCGUAUCGAUUUCCGUAUCUCCUGGCUGGAGACUCGUUGGUUUUUAAACAGGAGUCGAAGUAUUAUGAAUAUUUUUAUCAUCAUGCGAUUCCUAAUGAACAUUACGUUCCAGUGAAACAUGAUUUGUCUGAUCUGGUAGAAAAAAUUAAGUGGGCUAAGGAAAAUGAUGAUGAGGCGUUGAAAAUUGCGAUAGCUGGGAGGAGUUUGAUGAGAGAGGUCGCGUUACCGCGUGAUGUAUUUUGUUACCAUGUUUAUUUAUUGAAGGAAUGGAGUAAAAGAAUACAGAAUAAAAUUAAAGUGUUGGAAGGAAUGGAAGAAGUGCCUAGACCUUCAUAUGACUGUGAGUGUGUUAAUGAUUUGGAGAAGAGACAAAUUCAGUCUGAAAUUAAAAAUGAAUUAUGA